UCACUGCACUGCACUGCAUCACCGCCAAGCUGAAGCUCCGUAACUCGCAGCAUGUGCCACAAUCCUCACAACCCCACUCUCUCACAUCCCCAAUGACGCUGCAAGUCGCACCAUUUCCUCCUGCAUCUCGUCAAGAUCGAGCUCUGCAGCCACUUUCAAGCAAGUGGUUUAUUUCUUCUGAACAUGGUUGGUAGAGGACGGCAUUCUGCUCACUGCAGCUCGACAGUUUCAGAGCUAUGGUGAUUCCGUUCAACGCUUACCGACAUAUGCCUUAAUCCCUGUCACACUGUUUGUAAGUUAAAGUAGUAGUGUCACAUGCUUUAGAAGUUUGGUUUGAGCAGAGCCCUGUGUUCUACUUGCUGAGUUGGGAAGGUGGAUCAGAGUUUUGCAUGUUGGUGAUGUUGGAGCUCGUUGGACGCGGUUAAGUGUGCAGAUCGGGACAAAGUUUUGCUUUUGUGGAUAGUAACGAGCAGUAUGAUUUUUUCCCCUUCAUGCAGUUGACGUUUACUCAGCUGGAAAUGUGACCGAUGAUUCCGAUUUUGCGAGUUACUAGUGGUGGUGCUCCUGCGUGGAGUGAAAAACUUGGAAGGGCACUGUGGUGCUUGAGGCGGCACGGUCGUUGCCAAGGAGCCAACUGAUGGACUCUUCCUCACACAAGAUUUCAGCACAAUUCAUGCAUCAGUCGGCUCACGGGCGAGAGUCUAGGGUGGGCAGUGUGAGCGUCUGUCAACAUGACUUGCUGGUGCACAGUAGCCCCGCAUUCUCUAAUUUCGUCAACCGUAAGGGAUUUCUCAAGGACGAGACGAUUCCUGAAAUGGACAUGGCUCUAUUCGAUGCUGACGCCCACACCGUGAAGAAGAACGUUGAGAAGAUGGUGGGUGCGUGCGAGCAAUGGGGCUACUUCUAUCUUAUAAACCAUGGCGUGGAGUUGGAGCUCAUGCAGAAGGUAGAGAAACAGGCGUACGAAUUCUUCUCAUUGUCGGCCGCUGAAGAGGUGAAACAUCCUUCACAAUGUUCCUUGCUGGGGAAAAUCAAGUGGUGGUCUGGGAGAGUUGCAGUGAAACCUGCUGAAACCGACUUGGAUGAGUACAACAACCAGCUCUCCUUUUCGGAGAACAACCAUGAAUUCUCGACUGCAGUGAAGGAGUAUGACGUUGUUAUGAAGAAGCUUGCUAAGCGCAUCGUGAAGCUUCUCGUCGUGGGUUUAGGGGUGAAGGCCUGGCGGUUCGAUGAUUUCUUAGAAGGAGUUGAAGCUUCAUUGAGAUGGAAUUACAUGCCACCAUGUCCACGACCUGAGAAUGCAAUGGGUCUCCGUCCUCGCACUGACCCAUACCUCAUCACGCUGCAGCACGAUAGCGGAGUUGGAAACUUGCAGAUUUAUCGAAACGGAAAAUGGCUUGGCGUCCCGUUUCGAGCAGAUGCUCUGAUUGUCAACGUUGGCGACGUGUUUGAGAUCGCGAGCCCCUCGCACAGGAUAGUGGUAAAUGAGGUGGAAGGGCGUCUAUCAGUAGCUCAUUGUCUGGCACCGUCAAAGUUGGUUACCCUUAUUCCCCCUCCAGAGAUUUUAAGAUCUGGGCCCAACCAGUACAAGGCGAGGACCUAUGCGGAGUAUCUGGGUGCUAGAAAGAGGCUAGGCUCAUCCAACUCCCUCGAAUUCAUGAAACUGCCAACCAGCGUGUGAAGGCAGAUGCAAUUCUCAGGCUCACCACUGUCAGUUUAUGACUUAGGGAUUGAUCGAUUAUCACUCACCAAAAUGUAGUGGCAGAUCAAUCCUUCAACCCAAGUGAGAAAAAAUAAAAAAACCAAAUAUUUUGUCCAAUCAUCAGUUGUGAGCCAUGCCAGAUUGCUCCUUUGAUCUGGUGUUGGACAGUAUUCAUGAUUUACAACGGUGGAAAAAUAAUCAUCUGUACCGAAUUGUCCAACACCUGGGCUCGUCCAGAAGUACUACAUCAAUCAUAUUGAGCAAAUAUGGGUCUAAA
Physcomitrium patens is the source of this 1979-nucleotide messenger RNA. NCBI's taxonomy places the organism in Eukaryota, Viridiplantae, Streptophyta, Bryopsida, Funariales, Funariaceae. The record is from RefSeq and is a predicted model, not a curated record.